This is a messenger RNA of Solanum stenotomum, 1668 nucleotides long. Its product is annotated as aldehyde oxidase GLOX-like. Bases 1 to 1668 code for a protein of 555 amino acids. The record is from RefSeq and is a predicted model, not a curated record. The transcript has 2 exons. Lineage: Eukaryota; Viridiplantae; Streptophyta; Magnoliopsida; Solanales; Solanaceae.
AUGGCGAUUAGAAAAAUAGUUAUUCUUUGUUUCAUUAUUUGUCAGUUGCCUCUGCUUCUACUACUACCAUGUCACCGGAACUUGGCUUACGCCGCCGGUGGCAAGUGGGACCUACUCAUGUCCAACAUUGGUAUUUCCGCCAUGCACAUGCAACUCCUUAAUGACGAUAGAGUUGUCAUGUACGAUCGUACUGACUUUGGCAUGUCUAACAUCUCUUUGCCUAAUGGCAAAUGUCGCAACAAUAAUAAUGACCUUGCCUUGAAAGUCGAUUGCACUGCACACUCUGUAGAGUACGACGUUUCCACCAACUCUGUACGUCCACUAAUGAUCCAGACCAAUGUAUGGUGCUCGUCUGGCUCUGCCACGUCAGACGGUUCAUUGGUUCAGACAGGUGGAUCCAACGAUGGUAAAUUUGUAAUUAGAGUUUACAAGCCGUGCAUUACUGGGAAAAGGAGUAACUGUGACUGGCAAGAAAUGGGAAAUGGAUUAAUUCAAAGUCGGUGGUAUUCCACCAAUCAUAUUCUUCCCGACGGUAGACAAAUUAUAAUAGGAGGCCGUGCUGCUUUUAACUACGAGUUUCAUCCUAAAACUCCAUCGACUAAUAAUGUAUUCAGUCUUCCGUUUCUUCAACAAACUAAUGAUCCUAGAGAGGAAAACAAUCUUUACCCAUUUAUUUUUCUCAAUGUGGAUGGAAAUCUAUUCAUUUUCACGAACAAUCGAGCUAUAUUGUUCGAUUACACAACAAAUACAAUAGUGAAAACGUAUCCACAAAUACCUGAUGGUGACCCGAGAAAUUAUCCAAGUACGGGUUCUGCAGUUCUUCUUCCAUUAAAGAACUUGGAAGCCCAAACAAUUCAAGCUGAGGUUUUGGUGUGUGGUGGAGCACCAAGAGGCUCAUACCUCAAAGCAACAAGAGGUGAAUUUGUGGGUGCGUUAAAUACUUGCGGGAGGAUUGCAAUUACCGACCCGAAUCCACAAUGGACCAUGGAGACUAUGCCGCUACCUCGAACAAUGGGUGAUAUGGUAAUUUUACCAAAUGGAAAUAUCUUGAUUGUCAAUGGAGCUGCGAUGGGCACUGCAGGAUGGGGAAUUGCUAGGGGUCCGGUCUUAAGUCCAGUGAUUUAUCGACCCGAUAACCUACAUGAUUCUAGAUUUGAGGUACAAAAUCCGAAUGCAAUACCUAGAAUGUACCACUCAACUGCGGUUAUACUUCGUGAUGGUAGGGUUCUUGUUGGUGGUAGCAACCCAAAUGAACUUUACAACUUCACUGGAGUUCUUUUCCCAACAGAGUUAAGCUUAGAGGCAUUUUCACCGUCCUAUUUGGAUUCAGAAUCUGCUAAUUUGCGACCACAAAUCAUUUCCCCUGUUUCCCGCCAUAAAUUCAAAUACGGGCAACGGGUUAGCAUUCAAUUUUCUAUGUCCGGGUUACUAAAUAAAAAUUCGAUGAAAGUGACGAUGGUUGCACCAGGAUUUAACACACAUUCAAAUACGAUGAAUCAAAGAAUGCUUGUACUUUCAAAUGGAGUCGUAAAACAAGUUGGGAAAUCUUCGUAUCAAAUGAGUUGUUUAUUUCCAAAAUCAGGUUCAUUAGCACCACCGGGCUACUAUCUUCUAUUCGUGGUUCAUCAAGACAUACCAAGUGAGGGAAUUUGGGUUAGGAUCUUUUAA